AUGUCGGAAGAAAUGAAUGGUGAAACUUUCGCGUUUCAGGCGGAGAUCGCCCAACUGAUGAGUCUCAUCAUCAAUACAUUUUACAGUAAUAAGGAAAUUUUCCUCCGUGAAUUGAUUUCGAAUUCCUCGGAUGCGCUUGAUAAGAUUCGAUACCAGGCGCUUACUGAACCAGCCGAAUUGGAAACUGGAAAAGAGUUGUAUAUUAAGAUUACUCCGAAUAAGGCUGAUAAGACGCUGACCAUUAUGGACACGGGGAUUGGUAUGACUAAAGCAGAUCUGGUUAAUAAUUUGGGCACAAUUGCUAAAUCUGGCACCAAGGCGUUCAUGGAGGCUCUCCAGGCAGGUGCUGACAUCUCCAUGAUUGGUCAGUUUGGUGUUGGGUUUUACUCCGCAUUUCUGGUCGCAGAUAAAGUUGUUGUGGCCUCCAAACACAAUGAUGAUGAUUGUUAUCAGUGGGAGUCGUCAGCUGGAGGCUCAUUCAUUAUUCGACAGGUGAAUGAUCCAGAGCUUACACGAGGCACCAAAAUUACCCUGUACAUCAAGGAGGAUCAGACUGACUAUCUUGAAGAGCGUCGCAUCAAGGAGAUUGUGAAGAAGCACUCACAGUUUAUCGGGUAUCCGAUUAAACUUACUGUAGAGAAAGAGCGUGAUAAAGAAGUUUCUGAUGAUGAAGCGGAAGAAGAAAAGAAGGACGAAGAUAAGGAAAAGAAGGAAGGUGAGAUUGAGGAUGUUGGAGAAGAUGAAGAAGAAGAUAAGAAGGAUAAAGACAAGAAGAAGAAAAAGAUCAAGGAGAAGUACCAUGAAGAUGAAGAGCUGAACAAGACAAAGCCUAUUUGGACACGUAAUCCUGAUGAUAUAAGCAAUGAAGAAUAUGCGGAAUUCUACAAAUCACUAUCGAAUGAUUGGGAGGAUCAUCUCGCAGUCAAACAUUUUUCAGUUGAAGGGCAACUUGAAUUUCGUGCUCUGUUAUUUGUACCACAACGUGCACCAUUUGAUUUGUUUGAGAAUAAGAAGACAAAGAAUGCUAUCAAGCUCUAUGUUCGCCGAGUGUUCAUCAUGGAGAAUUGCGACGAGUUGAUGCCAGAAUAUUUGAACUUCAUCAAAGGUGUUGUUGAUAGCGAGGACUUGCCGCUAAAUAUUUCCCGUGAAAUGUUGCAGCAGUCCAAGAUAUUGAAGGUGAUUCGUAAGAAUCUUGUCAAAAAAUGCCUUGAAUUGUUCGACGAAAUCGCGGAAGACAAAGACAACUUCAAAAAGUUUUACGAACAGUUUUCGAAGAAUAUAAAGCUUGGUAUCCAUGAAGAUUCGACCAAUCGAAAAAAACUUUCGGAGUUCUUACGAUUCUAUACAUCAGCAUCUAGCGAGGAGAUGACUUCACUGAAAGAUUAUGUUAGUCGUAUGAAGGAGAACCAGAAGCAAAUCUAUUUUAUUACUGGUGAAUCCAGGGAAGCUGUCGCCAGUUCUGCAUUCGUGGAACGUGUCAAGAGACGUGGUUUCGAGGUUAUUUACAUGACUGAUCCGAUAGACGAGUAUUGUGUGCAGCAGUUGAAAGAAUAUGAUGGCAAAAAGCUGGUCUCAGUAACUAAGGAAGGUCUUGAACUGCCUGAAAGUGAGGAGGAGAAGAAGAAAUUUGAGGAAGACAAAGUUAAAUUUGAGAAUUUGUGCAAGGUCAUGAAGGACAUUUUGGAGAAGAAGGUUGAGAAAGUUGCUGUAUCAAAUCGAUUGGUCUCAUCUCCUUGUUGCAUUGUAACAUCUGAAUAUGGAUGGUCUGCCAAUAUGGAGCGAAUUAUGAAAGCGCAGGCACUGCGGGAUUCUUCUACAAUGGGAUAUAUGGCUGCCAAAAAACAUCUCGAAAUCAACCCUGACCAUUCUGUUAUCAAAGCGCUGCGAGAGCGUGUCGAGGCAGACAAAAACGAUAAGACUGUGAAAGAUUUAGUGGUUUUGCUCUUUGAAACUGCCUUGCUUUCUUCUGGUUUUUCGCUUGAAGAUCCGCAGUUGCAUGCAUCAAGGAUAUACCGCAUGAUUAAGCUUGGGCUUGAUAUUACGGAGGAUGAGGAAGAUGAAGCAAUUGCAUCCGUUUCUGGUGAGAAAGACGAAUGUGUGCCAAACUUAGUUGGUGCCGAGGAAGAUGCAUCGAGGAUGGAAGAAGUUGAUUAA
Brugia malayi is the source of this 2154-nucleotide messenger RNA. RefSeq lists its product as uncharacterized. Gene Ontology annotation, molecular function: ATP binding; disordered domain specific binding; ATP hydrolysis activity. The record is from RefSeq and is a predicted model, not a curated record. Lineage: Eukaryota; Metazoa; Nematoda; Chromadorea; Rhabditida; Onchocercidae. The transcript has 12 exons. Gene Ontology annotation, biological process: protein stabilization; protein folding; cellular response to heat. Gene Ontology annotation, cellular component: protein-containing complex; plasma membrane; perinuclear region of cytoplasm. The coding region runs from base 1 to 2154 and encodes 717 amino acids.